Neoarius graeffei (lesser salmon catfish) is the source of this 4105-nucleotide messenger RNA. RefSeq names its product PDZ domain containing RING finger 3b (gene pdzrn3b). Gene Ontology annotation, biological process: protein ubiquitination; neuromuscular junction development. Lineage: Eukaryota; Metazoa; Chordata; Actinopteri; Siluriformes; Ariidae. The record is from RefSeq and is a predicted model, not a curated record. Gene Ontology annotation, molecular function: protein binding; zinc ion binding; ubiquitin protein ligase activity. The coding region runs from base 79 to 3225 and encodes 1048 amino acids. The transcript has 10 exons.
GUUUGUUGUUCAGAGAGAAGCGGUGCGGAGAGGUUCGAUGCCCGAGUCCGCUGUGCUUUUUGUAUUUGAAACCAAACCAUGGGCUUUGAGUUGGAGCGGUUUAGCGGCGUCGUGGACCCGGACCUGAAGUGUAACCUCUGCCACAAAGUGCUGGAGGAGCCUCUCACAACGCCGUGCGGCCACGUCUUCUGCGCGGCGUGCGUGUUGCCGUGGGUGGCGCAGCAGCGCAGCUGUCCGGCGCAGUGCCGGCGGCGCGUGUCGGCCCAGGAGCUGCACCAUGUUCCGCCGCUCAAGAGCCUCGUGCUCAAGCUGGAUAUCCGCUGCGAGCAUCACGCGCGGGGCUGCCGCCAAGUCGUCAAGCUCCAGCAGCUCUCCGAGCACGCAGAGACGUGUGAGUUCGCCCCGGCGCGCUGCCGCAACGACGGCUGCAGCCAGGUGCUCAACCUCAAGGACGUGCACUUGCACAUGCGCGACGCCUGCGAGUACCGGCCGGCUGGCGCGUGCGAGCAGGGCUGCGGGCUCGGCCUGACGCACCGCGAGCGCUACGUGGACGGACACUGCUGCGUGCGCGCGCUCAAGGCGCACAGCAGCGCGCUGCAGGCCCGAGUCAGCAGCCUGGAGAGCGAGUGGAAGAGGCAGGCGGGGCGCGCGAGCAAGCGCGAGAAAUCCCUCCUGGCGCAGCUCUCCUCCGCGCACAGCGCGCUGCAGAUAACGGCGCUGCGCUACCAGAGGAAGUUCACCGAGUACAGCGCGCGCAUCGACUCGCUCACCAGGAGCUGCGCGACGCUUCCGAAGGGUGGCGAGAGCAAAAGUGUCACAGUUGUGCUCCACAGAGAGUCUGGAUCUUUGGGCUUUAAUAUUGUUGGAGGACGACCAUGUGUGGAUAAUGAAGAUGGGACUUCAAAUGAAGGUAUCUUUGUAUCAAAGAUUGUGGAGCAUGGACCAGUGGAUACAGAAGGGGGGCUUCAGAUUCAUGACAGAAUAAUGGAGGUAAAUGGCAAAGACCUGUCCAACGCGACUCACGAGCAGGCGGUAGAGGCUUUCCGCACAGCCAAAGAGCCCAUCAUGGUGCAGGUGUUGCGCAGAACACCGAGGCUCAAACCUGCAGGACCUGAAGAGGAUGCCCAUUUGAUGGACAUCAGUACCCAGACGGACAUCACCUUCCAGCACAUUAUGGCCCUCAGCAAGCUGCCUGCCUCAACACCACCUGUACUUGAUCAGUACCUGCUGCCUGAAGGACACAGUGCCCAGCAUGAGUAUUUCGACCCGAACGAUUACCUAGAGACCAUGCAACAAGAUAUGGAAAGAGAAGAACUUGAAUAUGAGGAAGUGGAUUUGUACAGGACAAAUAUCCAGGACAAGCUGGGCUUGACGGUGUGCUAUAGGACUGAUGACGAGGAUGAAACUGGGAUAUAUGUCAGUGAGAUUGAUCCAAACAGCAUUGCUGCAAAAGAUGGUCGACUCAGGGAAGGGGACAGAAUCAUCCAGAUCAAUGGUAUAGAGGUGCAGAAUCGGGAGGAGGCGGUGGCUCUGCUUACGAGUGAAGAAAACCAGAAUGUAUGCUUGCUGGUGGCUCGGCCAGAGAUACAGCUUGAUGAUGGAUGGAUGGAAGAUGACAGAAAUGAUUUCCUCGAUGAACUGCACAUGGAUAUGCUCGAGCAGCAGCAUCACCAGGCCAUGCAGUUCACUGCCAGCAUGCUCCAACAGAAGAAGCCUGUGGAGGAUGGAGGCAUGAUGGACACAGGAACUCUGCUCUCGCAGCAGCAUGAGAAGGACAGCGGCGUGGGCCGCACAGACGAGAGCACCCGUAAUGAUGAGAGCUCAGAGCAGGAGAACCUCUGCGAUGACCAGACCAGUGCCUCUACCACACUGGGCAGUCACAGGCGCCUGGCAUACAGUCAGGACACACUGGGAAGCAGUGACCUUCCCUUCAGCAAUGAGUCCUUCAUCUCGGCUGACUACACCGAUGCAGACUUCCUGGGUGACUUCCCAGUUGAUGAGUGUGAGCGUUUCAGGGAGCUGUUGGAGCUCAAAUGCCAGGUGAGGAGUGGGGGUGGCAUGGGCAUAAACUGGCCCAGCUUUGGCAUAGAUGGCGGACAAGGAUUCAGCGGUGCAGGGGAUGAUGUCGUGGACAAGGAGCUGGAGCUUCUUAACGCAGAGCUGCGUAACAUUGAACUGGAAUGCCUGAGCAUUGUGCGGGCGCACCGUACACAGCAGCUACGUGAGCAGCCAUGGAUGUUGCACAACAGCGGCUUCCGCAACUAUAACACAAGUGUGGAUGCACGGCGCCACGAGCUGGCCGAUAUCAGCGAGCUGCCCGAGAAGUCAGACAAGGACAGCUCGAGUGCUUACAAUACAGGAGAGAGCUGCCGCAGCACACCACUUACCCUCGAGAUCUCGCCAGACAACUCUUUACACCGAGCUAAUGAAGGGCUUGCAGAAGCCAGUGCAGGAGGUACUGUAACAAGCUCAAACACCAGAAUCUUAAGGCCCCUGCUAUCACCUGUCCAAGAGGCUUCGGUUUCCAGCAGCAGUCGAGCUGCUCCUCCCAAAGAUCCUGAUACUGGCCACCAUUCUGAGGCCAAAGAGCGCAAGCCGAAUCGCCUCAGCCAUCCACACUCGCCCUACAAACAUGCUCACAUCCCAGCACACGCUCAGCAUUAUCAAAGCUACAUGCAGUUGAUUCAGCAAAAGUCAGCUGUAGAGUACGCACAAAGCCAGAUGAGUCUCGCCAGCAUGUGCCGGGACCCAGUAUCCGCCGAGCCCAAAGCAGAAUGGAAGGUGAAGAUCCGCAGCGAUGGCACCCGGUACAUCACCAAGAGACCAGCACGUGAUCGCCUGUUGAAGGAGCGUGCCCUGCGCAUCCGAGAGGAGCGCAGUGGAGGCAUGACCACAGACGACGACGCAGCCAGCGAGCUGAAGAUGGGCCGCUACUGGAGCAAGGAGGAGCGUAAGCAGCACGCCGUACGUGCCAGAGAACAGCGUCAACGGCGCGAGUUCAUGAAGCAGAGUCGCACAGACUGGCUGAAGGAGCAGAACGGCAGCGGCGCCGACGACAAAAAGGAGGUCAACAUCAUUGAACUAAGUCACAAAAAAAUGAUGAAGAAGCGCAACAAGAAGAUCUUCGAUAACUGGAUGACCAUCCAGGAACUGCUCACGCACGGUGCACGGUCUCCAGAUGGCACACGAGUGUACAACUCGCUACUGUCGGUGACCACAGUGUGAACUGGUGGCUCUGGCUGCUGUACAUAGGACACUACCGAUUGAGGUAGAGUAUCCUGCCUCGUUCAAUGUGGCAAUGUUUGUAAAUAAGGAAGUAGUAUCUUUGUUCGUUUGAAGGGGUUUUGUGAUCAGCAGUUAAGAGAAGGUACGAUGAAAGUUUCAGAGAAUGGACAAGGAGGAGAGGGGAAAAAAAUGGUUUUGCAUAAUACUUUCUACGUCGUGCUUGCUUUUCGAGUAAUUACGGUAUAAAGGAACUGUUUCUUAACAUUUGGGCCUUUCUAAAAGAUUUCUGAAAACAGUUUAAAGACCACUUGUCCUAAAACAACCGACAGCUACUUUUUUUUUUUUUUUACAAGUCAUUUUUAUCAGUAUUUUACUCAUCAUGCAUACAUUUUGCUUAUUUAAAGUAAUACGAUGUAUUUAGCUUCAUGGCCAAUACAAUACCUUGGGAGGACAUUGUUACAUUUUUUUUUCUUUCUUUCCCAACAACACUACAACCAUUUUAAAUAUUUUAUAGGUGCUGUUGAAAACAAUUGCAUUAUAUACAGGUUGUAGCAUUGUGUUACAGCUGUUACGGUAAAUAGGUCAAGAUAAUUCAAGGUUCGUUGCAUUGUAAAGGUACAUUCUGUGUUUUGUUGAACAAGAUAAUGAACACCUGAUCGCUAAUCUGCUGAAAAGAUCAGUUUUAAGUACAGUUCUCAAUCUUGGAGAAAUCUUGAGACACAGGAAGCAGUAUUGCAAAAACACCUUUCAAAGUUUUAAUCACUUUGUGUGCAUUAUCAUUGUGCAAAAGACAUUUAAUUCUAUGAUAUUUUUUUUUUUUUUUUAUAUUGUAUGUAUAUAGCAUACCAUAAAGGAUGCAAAUAAAUUGGUCUUAAACAAA